GACACGGUACUCAUCAGUUGUGAAUAUAACCUCUUUACGACCUACCGUAUCUUGUAUCAUGUAUUGAAAUUUGUAUCACCUAUAUUUAUUUAUUUAUAUUGUGCAAGAUAAAUCUACUUUAUGAUGGCAUUACUACUCAGCUCAACAAGUGUCAAUCAAUCACUUUUCUAGAAUAAUAAUGUAAUUUUCAAAUAAAACGAGUGAAGAAAAUAUCCUAAUCAUGAGCAAGAAUUGGCCCGCUGAUUUGGCGGGUGUUUUGAGAGGCGCACAACUAGUUCUGACUGCAUUGAUAAAGGAAGAAGAGAAACAGAUCGGACAGGUGAUAAGAAACAGCUCAAUCAAUCCAUCAAUUAUCAAAUCAUCGGUGGAUAGCAUUUUGGCUAAUUCAAAGAAUGUCAAGCUUGAUGCAGUCUUAUCAGAAACGUUGCAAAGAGGAGCAAUGGUGGUAGAAGGGGUGCGUGGCUACACUAGGUUUGCUCAAGGUUCAACUUGGGACAACCUUCCCGUGGAAGAAUUCCAUUUUGAGAGGGAGACAAUCUACGAAGAUCUGGAAAACUUAUUCAAACUACCUUCGUCCGAUAAGAGUAAAGAUAACGCACAAUCAGACAAUAAAAUUGCAACAAUAGAAAGUAGAGACUCUAGAACCGAUAAUGGAAGAAGAACACAGAAAUUUUACGCACCCAAACCAAAAAUAAAUGUAGGUGAAAUAAGCACCGAAUUUGUGGAUGAUGAAGUGAGACAGUUGUCUUUGGAGUCCAAAAAGCAUUUCAAUGUUGUGAAAAAGUUGAAUCUAGAUACACCGAAACCUGUUGUGGAUACGGUUGAUGUGCCGAAAGUCGAGAAAAAAGAUGAGGCGAAAGAUGAGACUAAAACGAGUGAGGCUGUCCCGAAAAUGUCGAUUGAAAGUGUAAUAAGGAGAGAAAUGCCAGAGGCCAUCAGUAAGACAGCAACAGAACCUCGUCAAAUGCCUGUGGCUAGAAAAGCGCCCAAGAAGAAACCAACUCUAAGCGCGACAGCCAAACAGCGCACAGUACCUUCGUCGCGGCUCGGUAGACUGUUCUCAUUUGGCAGCCUGGCAGCAGGACUGAGUGUCGGCACACUGUCUGAGUUCACCAUGAGGAGUCUCGGCAUCAAAAAGGCGCAGAGUGAUGACACAACCCUCGACAGUCUCUUUCUCACUCCGGCCAACGCUGAACGCAUUGUCAAAACUCUGUGCGAAGUGCGAGGAGCUGCAUUGAAAAUAGGCCAGAUACUUAGCAUACAGGAUAACAGCGUUAUCAGUCCUCAGCUUCAGAAGGCAUUCGAUCGAGUGAGACAAUCAGCUGAUUUCAUGCCUCCCUGGCAAGUAGAAAAAGUGAUGAAAUCUGAGUUCGGCGACGACUGGCGUUCGCGGUUCGCGUCGUUCGAGAUGAAGCCAUUCGCGGCGGCGUCUAUCGGCCAGGUACACCCGGGUGUGUUGCAUGAUGGAACCGAGGUCGCCGUCAAGAUCCAGUACCCGGGAGUCGCGGAGAGCAUUGAGUCCGACAUCGAAAACCUCGUGUCGCUACUCAAGGUCUGGAAGGUCUUUCCCGAAGGGCUUUUCAUAGACAACAUAGUUGAAGUGGCUAAGCGUGAAUUAUCGUGGGAGGUGGAUUACAAGAGAGAAGCUGAGUGCACAUACAAAUUCAAAGAGCUAUUGCGUCCGUACCCUCAGUAUUAUGUGCCCAAAGUUAUUGAUAAUCUGUGCACAAAGCAAGUAUUCACGAGUGAAUUGAUCGAGGGUAUUCCUGUUGACAAAUGCCAAGACCUGGAUUACGAAUCGAGAUUGACAGUGUGCUCUCUAAUCAUGCAGUUGUGUUUGCGCGAACUGUUCGAAUUCAGAUUCAUGCAAACCGAUCCCAAUUGGUCAAACUUCUUCUACAACCCGGAAACUAAACAGCUGAUACUGCUGGACUUCGGGGCCUCUCGUGCUUAUGAGAAGAAAUUCAUGGACCAGUACAUUUGUGUGAUAAAGGCAGCGGCCGAUAGCGACAGAGAUAAAGUACUCGAGUUAUCCAAGCAGAUGGGAUUCCUAACCGGUUAUGAAACAAAGCAAAUGGAGGACGCACACGUGGACACAGUGAUGAUUCUGGGCGAGGUGUUCAGUAGCCACGUGGGCGAAUUCGACUUCGGCCACCAGGACACCACGAAGCGCAUCCAGCGCCUGGUGCCGACCAUCCUGACACACCGCCUGUGCCCCCCGCCCGAGGAGAUCUACUCGCUGCACCGGAAGCUGUCGGGCGUCUUCCUCCUCUGCUCCAAGCUCAACAUCAAAAUGGACUGUCGGCCCAUGUUCUUGAACGUAUACAAGAAUUAUAAGUUUGGUGAUGCGCCUGAAUGUAAUUAAAGUAUAGCAAUAGUAGUAUAA
Molecule: messenger RNA, 2386 nt
Organism: Nilaparvata lugens (brown planthopper)
Lineage: Eukaryota; Metazoa; Arthropoda; Insecta; Hemiptera; Delphacidae
Gene: Coq8
Product: atypical kinase COQ8B, mitochondrial
Exons: 11
Coding region: 221-2365 (714 amino acids)
Biological process (GO): ubiquinone biosynthetic process
Cellular component (GO): extrinsic component of mitochondrial inner membrane
Molecular function (GO): kinase activity
Source: RefSeq, a predicted model, not a curated record